Messenger RNA from Venturia canescens, 2179 nucleotides. RefSeq names its product proton-coupled amino acid transporter-like protein pathetic. Gene Ontology annotation, biological process: amino acid transmembrane transport. The transcript has 8 exons. NCBI's taxonomy places the organism in Eukaryota, Metazoa, Arthropoda, Insecta, Hymenoptera, Ichneumonidae. The record is from RefSeq and is a predicted model, not a curated record. Bases 774 to 2165 code for a protein of 463 amino acids. Gene Ontology annotation, molecular function: L-amino acid transmembrane transporter activity.
GUGUCGCGCGCGAUCCCACAAUUUCGCGCCGGUAACCACCUUCAUAAUAUAUAUACACGAGGAAAACAGACCGGGGACCAGAUCGGAACCAACGUUCCGACAGUCGUUACGUCGGGACGGCACGCACUUUUAUUUUUAUUUUCUGUCACAAUUUCCAUCGUUCAAAUAGAGCGACCGAUUAGUAUUAAGCGUAUUGAAAAAAAUCAAUUAAUCGAGCUUACAAUAUUGAAGUAACAAGGAAUUUGAAACGUCGGGAAUUACGAAAUAUUUGAUGGAAUAUACGAGAAAUUUGUCGAAUUUUACGAAACUUUAAGACAAUAAAAGAGUUGUGUCACGAGACGAACGAAAUACACGGAGUGUCCAAACCGUCGAGCUUCGUUGCACAAACGCACCGGAUCGGGGAGUUGUGCAUCGAAUUACGCGAUAUUUUUAAUAAACUAAGAGAAUCGAGGGAAGGAGAGGAUCGACGAAGUUUUUAUUGUCGAGUCAGUGUUUGACAGGAGCUCCUUUCGUCAUCGAUAAUAUUCCAUUCUUUUUACCUUUCUAAACCUCUGAGACAUUAUAUUUUUUAACGUGACGGAUUGGACUCCGAGAGGUUUGACGCGCUCCUUAAAGGCCAUCGUUCUAAGGCCGUCAGUGUAUAGAAACUGGGCGAGACGACGAUCAAAAGAAAAUUUCUUCUCUUCUGUCUGACUCUACACGUGCGAUAUCUACUUGGCGUUGUUGUGACGAAGUUUUAAACUGUGGUACUCGCGUACAUCAGACCAUCAAUCAUGUCGAUGAAGAAGAACAAGUCGCCGCCGGAAGUGGUCGGAAACCAGAUGAACGAGUUCAGUAGCACUACAAAAAUAAACCCACCCGUUAUCGGAGAGUACCACGAGAAGGAUGAGCUCUACAAUCCUUUCGAACAUCGGGACAAGAAAGACUCGAACUCAAACUUUGGGGCGUUCGCACAUCUCAUUAAAUCAUCACUCGGCUCAGGCAUCCUUGCGAUGCCAAACGCUGUCCGAAACGGUGGCUUGAUGUUCGGUGGCAUCGGAACCAUCCUCAUUGGCAUCGUCUGCGCUCACUGCGUUCACAUACUCGUUAAGUCUUCCCACGUUUUAUGCAAACGCAUAAAAACCCCGUCAAUGACGUACGCCGAAACGGCCCAAGCUGCCUUCCAAUGCGGUCCACCGAGCCUUCGCAAAUACGCCAAUUUCGCCAGAUUAUUCGUCAAUGCGGCCCUCUGCGCAACGUACAUUGGCGGAGUUUGCGUUUACGUUGUUUUCAUUGCCGAAUCCAUCAAACAGGUGACGGAUUAUCGCUUGGAUAUCGACAUAGACCAGCGACUGUACAUGGCCGCGCUCCUUCCGGCUGUCAUAAUACUAUCCCAGAUCCGGAAUCUCAAAUACCUCGUGCCGUUUUCCAUGGUGGCGAACGUUUCAAUUAUGAUUGGUCUCGCUCUAACCCUGUAUUAUAUAAUUAUUGACAUUCAGCCGAUAAGCACCGUGAAAAAUUUCUCGAGCAUCCCGCAGCUGCCCUUUUUCUUCGCAACUGUGAUUUUCGCCAUUGAAGGCAUCGGCGUGGUCAUGCCCGUCGAAAACAGCAUGCAAAAACCCCAACACUUCCUCGGCUGCCCGAGUGUCCUCAACUUGACGAUGACAGUCGUCAUCAUGCUUUACGCCACUUUGGGAAUUUGUGGUUACUUGGCGUACGGUGAAACGACGUACCCUAUCGUCACCUUGAAUCUCCCGUUACCAGAUACGCUCGCUCAAACAGCGAAGCUUCUAAUCGCUUUGGCGAUUCUCUUCACUUACGGCCUUCAGUUCUACGUGCCAUUAGAAAUAGUAUGCGCGGCAACGAGGCCGUGGUUCAGUCACCGUUUCGCUGGGAUUGGCGAGACCGUUAUCAGGGUCCUGAUGGCUUGUAUGACCGUCGCGAUUGCCGUCGCCGUUCCAAUGCUGGAGCCGUUCAUAGCCCUCGUCGGUGCUGUGUUCUUGUCGAUCCUCGGCAUCACCAUACCCGCGGUCGUCGAAACGAUAUCGUGCUGGGAAUGUCAUCUGGGCACGUUCAAAUGGAGACUCUGGAAAAAUUCCUUCCUCGUUUGCUUCUCGAUCUUCGCACUUGUUACCGGCACUUUCGUAUCGCUUAAGAGCAUAGUCGAAAAGUACUCAAAUACAUGAUUCAUAUAGAUUAA